AGGACAUUAAGCUUACAGACACUGUUUUAUUUGGAGGACAGAGACACUGCUUUGGACGGGGUAAGUGGGUUAUUACACCAACAGCAGACGCUCAGGCAUGGCACCAGACGUGGAGAAGAUCAUCCAGAGCAUCAGCCUCGGAGACCAGGACGCCGUCCAGCUCUUACUGGACAGCUACAAUACCCAGUACGCAGAGUGCUUCUUUUUCAAUACUGAGGCACAAGAGAGAAAAAAGCAACAACAACUGGAAGAGUUCAGAAAGAACAAAAUAAGGGACUGUGCUUCAAACUCUGAUUCGGACAUUGACUCAGAUGACGAGAGGCCGAAUCUUCUUCUCAGAGAGGAUCUGGCUGCAGCCCUGCUGUGCUUUGUUGGUGGUCAGUUGCAGCCUGCAGUGCUAAGAGCUUGUCUGCAUACUCUGCGAAUCCUCUCUCGUGACCGUAGAGCUCUGGGACCAAUGGUCACUGAUAGCUCCCUUCUUACCUUGACACACCUGGGAGGUAUCAAUCUUCUGCAGCCCAGACAACAGCAGGACAAGACACAAAUUCAAGAUCAGUGUGACAGAACACAAACACAGAUCCAUGGAAAAGAAGCAAGUGGGUCUCAUGAAGCAGCAGAUUCCGAUCAGAGGUGUGCAGUUUCUUUUUCAGAGUGUCACUCCUUUAACCGGCGAGGGAACGUAGGGCACCUUGUGCUUGCUGCUGGGAAAAAAGACGCCCGGGAAGACGACAGUGAAGAAGACGGGAAAGUGGAUGAUGGGGAGGUGUGCAGGAAGGAGGCCAUGAAAGUCUUGUGUAAUAUUAUCUACAACAGUCCCCUGGCCCGGGAGAGAGCCAGCGCACUGAGGCUUCUACAGGGAUUAUGGGAGAGUCUGAAGCAGGGAAUCUGGAGUGGGGCACCACCCACUGGCCAGUUUUACAAACUGAGGCUUCUCUUCUUACUAACAGCCCUGAGGCCUGAGCUCAGGCUGCAGCUGCAGCAGGAGCGUGGGGUGUUUGUUCUGACCUCAGCUUUGGAGCAGUGCCUGGUCUUGAGAUGGGCCGAUGGAAAUCAGCUGAUCACUGACAGCACUUCUGUCUCCAAGGAGGUGUCCCAGGAUGUUAUUGAGAUUCUCAAGACCAUCUUCAACGUUGCUCACAGGAUCUACAGGCAGGAGCCUGACGAGGAAGAAGCUACUUUAUAUCGCCGCCUGGCAGCUGUCCUACGCCACUGUCUGUUGCUGUCAUGUGAUGGAGCAGACACAAUGGAGGAACUACAAGGACAUACAGUAAACAUCCUGUCAGCCCUGCCCCUGACCUGCCUGGACGUCAUGCUGGCUGUCCCUGUAGGACAGGCGUCUCAUCAGUAUGAAGGUGUCAACAUGGACUGUGUGCAUGCAUUGCUGCUCUUCAUGGACAGACGACUGAACAGGGGUCAGAAGCUGAAAGAGAAGCUGACUCCUGUUCUAAGUUUAUUGACAGAGAGUUCUCGGGUUCACAGGGAGACACGUCACUAUUUAAGGCAAAAGAUCUUACCUCCUCUGAAGGACGUUGCUGUUCGGCCUGAGCAGGACAGUACACUCAGAGGCCAGCUAGUUCGACUGAUGACACAUGUUGACACUGAUGUUAAGGACUGUGCAGCAGAGCUGCUUUUCGUGCUUUGCAAAGAAAAUGUAAGCCGCUUUGUUAAAUACACUGGUUACGGGAAUGCUGCAGGGCUGCUGGCAGCUCGGGGUCUGUUGAACGGCAGGAGGAACUCUGGGGACGGCCAGUUUGCCUCCUGCUACUCCAGCGACUCCGACUCAGACACAGAGGAGUACCGCCAAGUCAGAUCAAAGAUUAACCUGGUGACAGGCAGGGUGGAGGCAGAGCAGCCCGACCCUAUGGAAGGCAUGACAGAAGAAGAGAAGGAGGAAGAGGCAUGUCGUCUCAUCUGCAUGAUCAACAGACUAUCACAAGACCAAAUCAUUCAGCCAAUGGGUGUGACAAGAGAUGGGAGACUGGCUCCUCUUUGGGGCCAUAUGAGGAGCUGCACAGAAGAAAAAGAAGAGGAGGAAGAUGAGUAUGAAGAGGAAGAACAGGGCUUGAGUUCAAUGCCACAGGGAUUGAAAGACAAAACAAUGAAAUAGCAAAAUAUUUUCAUGCUACACUCAGUAAUGAACAAAUAAGUAUGAGAGAACUAUUAUUUCUUAUUGGGGCGCUCUAAUUCUACACUUUCUUCUCUUUAAUAUUUAUUUUUGUUCCGUCACCGUACACAUAUACAUACACCCCACAAAAUAUACAUCAAAAUGUGCAGCCCACUCUUGAGAAGGGAGUUAUUACUUCUGUUGCCAUUUUGAUUUCCAUGGUAAACAUGGUGGCAAACGAUGGCUUUGAAUUACAAUAGAAAAGAAUGUACCCUACAAAAUAAAAGCCUUCAAAUUUUACUCAGCAGGUAAUUGCAACUUUGGGUUUUACGUAUAUGACUGCUAUAGCCCAACCACUGUUACACAUGAGAUUGGUGUGGACUUUUAAAAUGAAGCUUACUAAAAAAUGUCAAAAUAAAAGCCUGUUUGUUCUUUACCUACUCUACAUUUUAAGUUGAGGGAACUGUUCAAUGAGAUAUUGGCAUAGGACCAAGACUCCAUGAUUGUCAGUGCACACAUUCUAAUGGUAGGGUCAGCAUGCUAGUACUUUAUCAUGCUAGUGAUAGCUGCCACAUUUAAGCUACCAUUUUAGCUGGGUCUUUUGUAAAAGCUAAGCUUUACAUACUAAAUGGAGUACCUUGAUGUUACUCAACAUGCUGGUGAUAAUACAUACAUCCAUCUAGUGUCUACAUGCUGGUUGCUCAACAUACUAAUGAUAGCCCUCAUGCUAACAUUAGCCCUAUAGCUAAAGUAAGCAUUUUAGAUGAUUUUGAAAAUGUAUUACAUAUGUUUAUCAUAAUGAAUGUAGUAAGUCAAUGUAAGUCUAUACCCACGUGAUGCCCCAGAUGCUAUUGACAGCAGUUAAGAUAACCUUAUAAUUUAAGCUAAUUUUAUCUCAUAAACUAAUGUUUGCAAACUGACUGGAGUAAUUUUAUAUUAGUUAACAUGCUAGUAAUAACCCUCAUCCUACUGGUAGUAUCAACAUGUUAGUCAGUCAUUAUGCUUGUGAUAGACACCAUGCUAACAUUAGCCUGAUAGUUAAAAUAAGCAUUUUACCUAUUUUUUUUUAACUUAUUAGUUUUGUUUAGCAUACUGAAUGUAGUAAGUCCAUGUAUGUCAGCAUAUUGGUAAUAUCACACAUUCCAAUGACAGCGUCUAUGGCAAUCUUUGCAUUAUAAAAAUUUUAGCUUAUGCACUAAUGUUUUGCAUACUGAAUAGAGUAAUUAUGUUAGUCAAUAUGUUAGUGAUAACCCUCAUAGUAGUAUCAAAAUGCUAGUCACUUGAUAUGCUUGUAACUCUCAUGCUAACAUUAUCCUUGUAUCUAAAAUAAACAUUUUAGAUAAUAUUUGAUUUAUUAGCUGUUUUUCAUAGUCAAUGGAUUAAGUCAAUUUAAAUUAACAUCCUGCUGAUACCACAUGUGCUACUGACAGCAUUUAAGCUAAUUAUAGUAUAUACACUAAUGUUGUCAUACAGAAUAGAAUAAGUCCAUGUUAGUCAACAUAAUAAUAAUAUGCCACAAACUACUGAUUACAUUUUAGUUCACCUUAGCAUUGUUUCUCAUUUUCAGCAUCAGAACACUGGGUUUAAACCGACACACACCCUUUGGCAGACCCCUUUUAAAUUUCUUCAGAAAUGUUCCAGUUUCAGGAUAUUAUACUACAGCAUGCUGUUGCUUCAUCCUAUUUCAAGAUUUUUUUAAAUUCAUAGACUUAAAUCUGAGUGAUUAUUCUGCUGCUGCAUCUACAGCAAAUCAGAUAAAGUGUCAAUGAUGUCAGAAGGAAAGAAUAGAAUAGAAUUCAACUUUUUUGUCAUUGCACUGUCACAAGU
Xiphophorus maculatus (southern platyfish) is the source of this 3931-nucleotide messenger RNA. Its product is annotated as synembryn-A-like. Gene Ontology annotation, molecular function: G-protein alpha-subunit binding; guanyl-nucleotide exchange factor activity. The record is from RefSeq and is a predicted model, not a curated record. The transcript is spliced from 14 exons. Lineage: Eukaryota; Metazoa; Chordata; Actinopteri; Cyprinodontiformes; Poeciliidae. Gene Ontology annotation, cellular component: plasma membrane; cytoplasm. Bases 98 to 2107 code for a protein of 669 amino acids. Gene Ontology annotation, biological process: G protein-coupled receptor signaling pathway.